This is a messenger RNA of Drosophila bipectinata, 2019 nucleotides long. RefSeq names its product Autophagy-related 13 (gene Atg13). Gene Ontology annotation, biological process: mitophagy; piecemeal microautophagy of the nucleus; autophagosome assembly. NCBI's taxonomy places the organism in Eukaryota, Metazoa, Arthropoda, Insecta, Diptera, Drosophilidae. The record is from RefSeq and is a predicted model, not a curated record. Gene Ontology annotation, cellular component: cytosol; phagophore assembly site; Atg1/ULK1 kinase complex.
AUAACCGUCUGGCAACGCCACACAUGCAAUCGCUGGCAUCGCCUUAAUUUAAUGGCAGACUUAUAAAAAACGGUGAAACGGUGGGAGUGAUCUUUGUUUUGUAUCCAAGCAAACCCUAGAAACGCAAAAUAGGCGUUGCACACAUUACAGUGUUUUGGCUAAAUGCCCGGGCAAGUGAUAACCAAGUUUUUGCAAUGAAUAGAACGCUACCUAUGCGAAAAAUAAAUGAAAAAUUCCACGGAAAUCAAGUUCUCAUGAGUACGCAGACAUACGCGGAAGCGUGAAAUAGAAGAGACCCCAGUGAAAAACAAAUCAUACGAACUUUGUACGCGACUGCAGUGGACGGGAAACCCACACAAACACAAACAUAAACACACACACACUUUUGAAAACAAAGAAAAAAAAAACGCAGAAGAAAUGUCUGCACAGCGAAUGAAUGCGGUGGAGCGGGAUUUGGAGAAGUUUAUCAAAUACCUGGUGCUGAAGUCCGCCCAGGUGGUUGUGCAGUCGCGCCUAGGAGAGAAGAUGCAGACUCAGUGUAACCCGUUGGCAGGAAGCGACUGGUUCAAUAUAGCCGUGCCGGAUCACCCCGAGGUUCUGGAGGAGACCAAGAGGGCUCUGUUCUUGAAAUCUGGGGAAAGCAUUCUGCAGAGACUGCCCCUUUGCGUGGAAAUCUCCCUGAAGACCGCAGAAGGCGACCAGAUGGUCCUGGAGGUGUGGUCGCUGGAUCUUUUGCAACCGUCUAACGGUACGAUUCCUGCUGCAAACGACGCCAAAGGCGAGACAAAUGGCCUGAAUGGUGAGGGGCAGACGCUGAAGGCUGCCCACGCCAUAUACAACCGGAUGAGCAUCAUGCUGAAGUCCCUAAUCUCGUUGACCCGCACUACACCCGCCUACAAGUUGUCGCGCCGCCAGUGCCCCGACUCCUACGGCAUCUUCUACCGCAUCUACGUGGACAGACCCCAGGUGCACACACUGGGUGAGGGUCACAAGCACGUGAAGAUCGGUCAGCUCAACACUAUUGUGGGCUCGCUGGUGAUGUCGGUUUCCUAUCGAACCAAGCUAACGAUUUCGCCAACGACCGCCCAGGCGGAAAGCAAUACGAUUAUGCUCAAGUCCGACCACUUCAGACCCGCCACGGAUAUUACUUCACCGAACACUCAGCAGCAACAACACAACGGAACCGGCCUGGCCAAGAAACUGGGCAUGGGAGCGUUUAAUCCUGCCCUGGGAUCCGGCGACCGCCGUUGCAUCGACAUCGAGAAGCCGCUGCGUCCUGGAGCGUUCGCCGAUACGGGCAAGCUGAAGCAGUACACGGAGGAUGACUUUGUACUGCCAGAAACGCCCCCGUUCGAGUGGCUGCUCAAAGGUCGCGGCUCAGUGGAAUCCCUCAACCGCCUCGACAAUAAUGUGACGGCCAGUGCCCUGAGCAUCAACAAUAAUAACAAUCACCAUGCCAAUAACUUUAAUCACAGUGGCCAGAGCAGUAAUCUCAACAACAAUUCGACUGGAUUUAAGAGUUUCGAGAAGAACUCAGGUAGCUCGAUAUCGCCCAUUAAGAGCCUGCUCAUCCCCGCCACCGCCACAGCCGCCUAUCGCCAUCAUUCGGAGCCAGCGUUGCAGCCACCGCCUGAUGAUGAUAACCUGCUCAAGGAACUGCACUUUCCCUUCGCCUCACCCACGUCGCACGUGAAUGAUCUAGCCAAGUUCUACCGGGAGUGCUAUCAUGCUCCGCCCCUGCGCGGCUUAAAUGAACUGCAGGCGGAGAUAGCGUCGAUUGCCUCGGCUGCAUCGACAACGAACGGUGGCGGUUCGGUGGGGGCCUGUGGAGCUACGGCAGCGGCUACAGCGGUGGCCACCAGUGCCGUCGAUGCCAGCGCCAUGGACGAUCUGUCGCGCCAGCUGGAACAGUUUGAGACUUCGCUGGAGGACUACGACAAGCUAGUGUCGCAGUUCGGGCUCACGGGCUCCUCCUCGACGGGCAGUCGCAGCAGUGGCGGCCUGCAGAUGAGCAACUGA